Messenger RNA from Ceutorhynchus assimilis (cabbage seed weevil), 1990 nucleotides. NCBI's taxonomy places the organism in Eukaryota, Metazoa, Arthropoda, Insecta, Coleoptera, Curculionidae. The record is from the annotation of a GenBank genome assembly.
AAAACAUAGAAAUAAAAAUAUGGCAAAGAAAGGUCAGGCAGUUCAACUGCAAAUUGAAGUUGCAAACGACGAAGAAUGGGAAAAACUUUUACUAAAAGACGGACUAAUUGUCGUAGAUGUCUACUCGGAUUGGUGUGGCCCGUGUCUAGGCAUGCAAGCUAACUUGAAAAAAAUUAAAUUGGAAUUUGGUGGAGAUUUGUUGCAGCUAGCAGUCGCUAAAUCAGAUGGUAUAACAGCUUUGAAAAGGUUUAGAAAUAAAAGUGAACCAACCUGGUUAUUUAUAUCUAAUGGAUUAAUGGUUAACCUAAUGUUUGGUGCAGAUGCUCCAAAGCUCACAAGACUAAUUUUGAGCGAAUUGAAAAAAGAGCAAGCACAACAGAGCGGCCAAACUACAGAUCGAACUCCCAAAGAAGUUACAGAAUUAGCUGACGAGGAACAAGUGCGAUAUGAUGCUGCUGAAAGUUUAGCUAAAGCAAUUAGAGAAAAAGAAGAAGCCAAGAAGGCCAAAGAACUUCUAGAAAGACGAACAAAAGAGUGUGAAAGUAUCCUAGCCAAUCUAGCCAACUAUGGCACAGCAUUAGUAUUCCCUGCAGCCAGAGAUAAGUACAAAGAAGUCCUUAAUGAAAUACUGGAUGAAGCUGGAUUGAAUAUUAAUCAGACAGAAAAGAUUCGUUUCGAGGAAGAAACAAUGGAAGAACUCUGCUAUUUCAGCCAAAUAUCAGAACUUUUCUCCGAAGAAUCGUUAGAAUCGCUUUACAAUGAAGAAUCACUCAUGAUUUUAUUUAAAAUAGCUCCCAGAUGUGAUUUUGAAGAGAUUCUUGAUGUACUAUUAACAGUGAUUUAUGGGGAAAUGAAAAAACCUCCUGGUUCACCCGAAAGUGCUGCUCAAAAGCUCAUUAUUAUUGAUGAAGAGGAAGGAGGAGAGGUGAAAAAGGAAGAAAAAGUGAAAAGUCCUAUCGGUAUUUGGGCACCAGUGGAUCCCAGGAUCCAAGCCACAGCGUUAAGAAUGUUUUUCCCUAAAGUUGCCAAAGAUUUCACUAUUCCUGAACCAGCCCCCGAACCCGAACAUCUUGCUAUCGUAUUUCCAAUAACUAAACGCGAUGCAAUUAGUGUAAUGCAAGAACAUCCAAUGGAAAUAAUGAAACAUGGAGUCUUCACGAGCGAAAAUUUGGAAAAUACUAAGCUGGUGGCAAGUUCGCUGAAAAAAUUAGAUAAAAUGCCAGUUAACGAAAGAACAUUCACCGAAAAACUAGUUCUCCAAGUGUCCAAGAAGAAAAGCGAAGUUAUUUUCGCGUUUGCCCAAUUGGAACCAUUAUACAUGUCUCCGAAUGCUAAGGAAGGUAAGGCGGAAUGUGAAAGACUAUUUCCAGAAGAUUACCCUGAAGAUGAAGAGUCUGAAGAAGAGGAGGAACAAGAUGUCGAAGAAGAAGGUGGAGAAGAUAAAACUAGUGAACUGAAAACCUCUGCUGGAAGUGACUUGGGUACGAACUUGAGUACUUCUCAUGAAGAUGAAGUUGGCUCCCCUCGCGAAGGUGAAGAGUCUGAAAUCAAACAGGAAAUAGAAAAUGCCGGUGAAGAUAUCGAAGGGAAUCUUACGGAAGAAGGCGAACAAGGCGAACAAGGCGAAAAUCCUGAAGGCCAAGAAGAAAUGAUACCUCCUGUGCUGCCUGAUCCACCUACUGAAGAACCGAUCAUUGAAUGAACACAUACUUUAUGACUUUAUUUUGUUAUGACUGUUUGCUUUGUGUGUAAUAUUUCUUAUUGAAAUAUAAAUAUAUAUAGUUGCGAAGGCGCCUUUGCCAAACAGUACAGAAUCGAACUUAAAAGCUAGAAAAUACUGCUUCAUUCUGGAAUAAAGAUUAUGGCGUUUAUUCUGGAUUUGACAAGAAUGGAUUACAGAUAUGUAACAGCCGGUAUCAGUUAGUAGUUUUUAAGUUUAAGAUUGGUUGUGAUGGGUUUUAGAUAGUGAAUUAUGUAAGAGUUGUGAGGA